CAGCACAUGAUCAUCCCCGGCACCGGCGCGGCCUCGGGGGGGAGCUCGGCCUCGUCCGUGACCCGGCCCCUUCCUCCAAGGUCAACUGCCCCACCGACUGCCCCGUUUGGGCACGAAAUGGGGGCGCAUUCUGGGCGGCAGGCGUACCUGUCACGGGAUGGGUCACCGGAGGAGGGCGAGUCCAUGACGGGGCUGUCACCUUCGUCCAUUGACCUUAACCGUGCGCCGGCGAACUCCAAAGGCCCGAAGAACCUGGAAGCAGCUGCGAUGGCCGGUGCACGCAACCUGUUCGACGAUAUGUCGGCCGCGCGCGCGCAGUCACCGUCCACCGUGCAGGCCCCUCCGUCUUUCGCGCAGACAAUGCCGACGACCCUGCCAUAUCCUUCGACACAGCAGGCUCCCCAGGCACCUCCCAUUGACACACAGGAGGGCACAACUGCCGGUCCCGGCAGCAUAAACAUCGCGGAGGAGCCGUUGUUCGGUGAGGCCCUCACACAAGCCGCAGCUGCACAAGCUCGAGCCCGCCGGGUAAGCAAACGAACCGGCAACUACACGGAGAAGGAGGACAAGGUGCUCGUCGAUGGAUGGUUGACCAUCGGGCAAGAUGUGUUGACGGGUGCCGAGCAGAAGGGGACCGCAUUCUGGCGCCGGAUCUAUGAAUACUUCCAUGAACAUCGCAAAUAUGGACAGGAGCCAUUUGAGAGCGACCGCAGCGAAAUAUCGCUCCAAAAGAGGUGGGGAGCAAUUCAAACGGAAUGCAACAAGUUCCAGGCGGCGUAUGAUCACGCGAAGCGGCUCCCCGUUAGUGGCAUGGGUGUGAAGGACUUGGUGUGGCGAGCUUUGGAAUUCUACAAAGUCAACAAUGGAGAGAAGACCUUUGCCUUCCCUCAUUGUUGGAAGGAACUCCACGGCACCCCCAAGUUCCAGGAGGGGUACGAGGGGUACAUGGCGACCUUGACUGGCAACAAUCCCGCCAAAGAUGCCACUGUCAUUGACCUUGAUGGUGGGCAGCCUUGCGGUAGCUCCGCUUCUCGUGCAAGUCGUCCACGCGGCCACAAGUCAACCAAAGCCGACAUGAAGCGUGAUGCUUCGUCCAUGCUAUUGUACGGCACUUUGAAGGAGAUGCAUGCGGACAGAGAGGUGUCCACGGACAAGAGGGAUGAGAGGAGGCGCCGGGAGAAAGAAGAGGACAGGAAGAAAUUCUUUGAUGUCCAGCAGAAGAAGCUUGAGAUUGAAGAGGUCAAGGCCAAGACCAAAGCUAAAGAACUUGAGCUCAAAGAGAGAGAACUUGAGCUCAUAGCAAUGGCAAGGGCCAAAGAGGUGGAGCUGAAGGCGAAGGAAGUUGAGCUCAAACGCCAAGCCGAGGACAACCUCAUCAUGAACGCCGACUUGACCAACAUGAGCGAGGCAAAGAGAGCUUGGUUCGAGAAGAGACAGAAGGAGAUCCUCGAGCGCCCAAAUUGAGUUAGACAAUCUCAAUUGUAAUUUUUAUAUUUUUCUCAAACUAUGGCACAUUUUAUUUGAU
This is a messenger RNA of Lolium perenne, 1525 nucleotides long. The record is from RefSeq and is a predicted model, not a curated record. Lineage: Eukaryota; Viridiplantae; Streptophyta; Magnoliopsida; Poales; Poaceae.